Nerophis lumbriciformis (worm pipefish) is the source of this 456-nucleotide messenger RNA. The record is from RefSeq and is a predicted model, not a curated record. NCBI's taxonomy places the organism in Eukaryota, Metazoa, Chordata, Actinopteri, Syngnathiformes, Syngnathidae.
AUGGCUGGUUUGCCUCGUAGGAUUGUCAAGGAAACACAGCGGCUGAUGCAAGAACCCGUACCCGGCAUCACGGCGACACCAGAUGAAAAUAACGCACGCUACUUCCACGUCAUCAUUGGAGGACCCAAAGACUCUCCGUUUGAAGGAGGCACUUUUAAACUUGAACUAUUUCUCCCCGAAGAGUACCCCAUGGCAGCCCCCAAAGUGCGAUUCAUGACCAAAAUCUACCACCCGAAUGUAGACCGACUGGGAAGAAUAUGUUUAGACAUUUUGAAAGAAAAGUGGUCUCCAGCCCUGCAAAUCCGCACAGUGUUGCUAUCCAUCCAGGCAUUAUUAAGCGCCCCCAAUCCCGACGACCCUCUGGCAAACGACGUCGCCGAGCAGUGGAAAAAGUGCGAAAGCGUCGCCAUCAACACAGCCAAAGAAUGGACCAAGAAGUAUGCAAUGGCCAACUGA